Messenger RNA from Peromyscus eremicus (cactus mouse), 1302 nucleotides. RefSeq names its product melanoma-associated antigen 10-like. The record is from RefSeq and is a predicted model, not a curated record. Gene Ontology annotation, cellular component: nucleus. The transcript has a single exon. NCBI's taxonomy places the organism in Eukaryota, Metazoa, Chordata, Mammalia, Rodentia, Cricetidae. Gene Ontology annotation, biological process: negative regulation of transcription by RNA polymerase II. The coding region runs from base 5 to 943 and encodes 312 amino acids.
CAGCAUGGAUCCUACUGAGAACAGCCAGAGCUUCAAUUUUCCUGACAGCACUCGGUCCCAUGGGAAGGCAAGGGGCCUGGAGGGUGCCCAGGUCCCCAUAGCUGAGGUGGGGGAGGCAGAGGCCAAUGCCACCACCUCAGGGGCUGCGUCUGUUGGAAGAACGCUCAGUUCUCUCCAGAGUGCUCAGAGAGCUUCCUCUCCUCCCACUGCCAUGGGCUCCAUUGCAGGGGCACCAUCUGCUGAGGCCUCUCUCAACCAAGCUAACGAAGUGGCUCACCCCGAGUCCCGUUCCCCCCCCACCCCCCCGCAGGAUGCACUCAAUAGAAAGGUAGUUGAUUUGGUUCUCUUCCUGCUCCUCAAGUACAGGAGGAAGCAACUGACAACUAGGGCAGAAAUUCUGCAUAUGGUCGUCAGAGAUUAUGAGGCACAGUACCCUGUGAUCUUUACUAAGGCCUCUGACUGCCUGAGACUGAUGUUUGGCCUUGACAUAAUAGAAAGGAACCCCCGUAUCCACUCCUACUCUCUUGUCCAUGCUCUAGGGAUCACCUAUGAUGGGAUGCAGCACGGUUUCCCAGGCAUACCCAAAACAGGCCUGGUAAUAGUCAUGCUGUGCAUCAUCUUCAUAAAGGACAACUGUGUCAGUGAGGAGGUGUUGUGGCGUAUAUUGAGUAACAUGGGGCUCUAUGCCGGGAGGGAGCAUUUCAUAUACAAGGAGCCAAGGAGACUCAUCACUGAGCAUUUUGUGCAGGAAGGGUACCUGGAGUACAGGCAGGUGCCAGACAGCGAUCCUCCAAGUCAUGAGUUCUUGUGGGGCCCAAGGGCUCAUGCUGAAACCACCAAGAUGAAAGUUCUGAGGUUUUUUGCCAGCGUUGUUAAGCAGGAUCCCAGAUCCUACCCCUUCAGUCAUGCAGAGGCCUUGAGAGAUGAGAUAGAGAGAAUGUAGGCCAGAGUUGCCCAACAAAUAAUACCACUGCCCUGACCACCACACAUUCUAGUUCACUGGCAGUUUUCAGCCAACAUCAGGUCAGGCAGAGUCAGAGAUCUAAGGAGUGUACCCUCAUUGGAGUGCUGGUGGGAGGAGGGUGUGAACCAUUUUCUUCCUGUUCUCACUGGGUGACUUGGGCAUUCUUGGUAUUUCAAAAUGUUGAUACUUUUACUGCAAGGUUCAUUAGCUGGAGAUGUUUUCAGUUUAUAAAUGUAAUUUGUAAUGGACCUAUUGUUGUUGAUCCACUUUAGGAGAAUUUUAUCAUUUUGUAAACAGUUGAGAAUGACAUAUCUUAUUUGUGAUAUGUCUCAAGAUAC